Messenger RNA from Mizuhopecten yessoensis (Yesso scallop), 2144 nucleotides. RefSeq lists its product as uncharacterized. NCBI's taxonomy places the organism in Eukaryota, Metazoa, Mollusca, Bivalvia, Pectinida, Pectinidae. The record is from RefSeq and is a predicted model, not a curated record. The coding region runs from base 1069 to 2097 and encodes 342 amino acids. The transcript is spliced from 2 exons.
AUGACUUUGUGAUCUUGUAAAUGAGACGUACCAGCGACGUCAUAGCAGUGGGUCGACUCUAUCAUAGAAGAGCCAUGCUUGUUUGAGGGUCCGAAAAUGGCUGUAGCUAUACUCUUCAGUAGCGCUAGAUCACACCACCAACACUCGGCGUUUCCCGUCCAGAGACAAUACAAGGAUGAUUUGAUGCAAGGUCUGCAGUCGACGUUAGGUGUCUAUCCACAAUCUUGGCCAAACCCUUGGCUACAGGACCACGAUAUUACCCAUAGUUCCACACAAGCUUCCAGUGAAACAAGCGUGUAUUCGAACCUGACAAAAAGCGCACACCCGAUUAAGACUGAAGCAGACUGUUACAAUCACGUGCAAGUGAAAACGGAAACGUGUAGUUGUGAUAUCUGCAGUAGGUUGUUUGGUGGAGCUUGCCAUUUACUUCAAUUUGAAGAAAACAUUCGUGGUGAUACGUCUGUUGCUAUGGAAACUGAAUACAAUCCAGAGGAGAACACACUUUUUACAAACACCACACCUCUAAGGUCAGACGACGAGCACUUAUCCAAAGUAACAUGUAAAGUUUGUGGAGAGAAGCUAGUAGAAGACCAAGAUAUUUGUAAUAUAUCAAAGGAGCUAUCUUUUUUGUCGCAUGACGCGGACAAACAUUCGAGUGAGACAUUUUGCCUGACUUGCUUAAUGAACAAUGUAGUCACUUCUAUCCAUGAAAAAUGCGACAUGCUUGAUGACGUCACAGAUGGUAUCGAGUACGAAUGCUCUGUAUGUAUGGCAGUUUUCCAAAGUAGGACAGAAACUCACGAACAUAUGAAUACACACGACAGGAUCCAAAACCAUGCGUGUCCGUUCUGUCAAAAACAAUUUAGUAACGGGAAGCAGUUCUAUUCACACUUCCUCACACAUGAUAAAGAACAAGAAUUUACUUGUUGAUUAUGUCGAAAGGUGUUCACGUGUGAAAACAAAUAUCGGUCUCAUGUUAAAUCGCACACAGUGGCGGAUGCUUCGAGUAAACUUCACGACGACGCAGGCACAGGUGAUAUAGACAAGUGCAAAAGUGCUAAAGACAAUAUGUACAGUACAACGUCAUGUCAAGACAUCAACGUCAUCAGGAGUUGUGACGUCGGUGCUAGGUUGCAAAGUGGAGGCGAUAGUAGUACCGAUAUUCUUUACACGGAUCUAGUAGAGUCUGUCGAUGCUUCGUCAAAGCGCGACUGUGAUUCCAAUAUGGCGUCCGACGAUUUACCAGCCGUUAUCAGUUAUUGUGAAGCAUGUGAUGCCGCAUCGAGUAACGAAAGAGAGCAAGAUAUUAACUUAAAAUCCUGCAGAGAUCUGAGAUUUAAAGCAAACUGUUCGAAACAGGAUAGACUAGCAGGUUCAGUAGGAAGUUUAGGCGGGAUCGUCUGUUUAGAGAAUGACCGCAUGGAGAUCAGUAAUUUUGGGAAGGCUCGAGUAGUGAAAGACCGCACCAAGACGGAAGAGGAUGAAUAUAACCACAUCGAGGCUACUAACGAGGAACAGGAAGAAAGAAAGAAUGGCUUCAUGAAGGCUAGUAGCAAUGGAAAGAAAGGGACAGAAAGUGACCAAAUCAUAGAUAACAGCGGAGAUCAGGAAGGAGUAGAUGAUGCGCGAACUGAGAUAGGUAACGAAGAGAAGGAUAGUGAAAGGAAUAUCCAGAUCAAACAUAGUAGUGGCUCUCUUGGGGUUCAGCAGCAAGAACGUAACAUAUCUGACCAGAAACAAAAUACGAGCAAACUGCGUGACAUCAAAGAUGGGUACGAAGGUCAUGACGUCCUUCCUGAAGACAUAUGUAUGACUGAAAAUAGAUCAAAGGAGUUCAACAAGCAAGUCGAGACGGAGAAAGAAUCGGAAAAGGAAGUGUGGAAUCUAAGCUGGAAGAAGUUCAAUAUUGAUAAAAGUAAAAAGUUACACAUUAGGAAAACACUUGUCAUACCGAAAACACAUCCUGUUUCUUUGACAAAGAGACAAACAGAUGGCAGCAAUAAUGAGUUAUUGAUUGAGGAAGAUCAUCGCAAGUUUACACAACAAAUAACGACGACAGCGGUUGAAGCGAAAAAACCUUCACAUGACAAAAAUUAGAAAAAGUCGUCACAUGACAAAAAUAAGAAAAAGCCUUCAUAUGACAA